AAGCAGCACCUCCCGUUUCCCCACCGGAGCGCACCAGUUCACUGUAGCAUCAGCACUGGAGAUGCACGCCGCCUGAAAGCUCAGCUGACACUCUGCGAACAGGGGCGUCUUCCACAAGUAGACUCACACUGGAGAAAACUAAGACGAUAAUGGUCAACAACUCUUCCUUUGCCACUUGAAUUUCCCGCAUUGUGUUUGUAUCUGGAUUAAGUUUCCACGUCAUUUCGAGGGACGCGGUCGGUGUGGGGAAACAUGAGGAUAACUGUCUGCUCCCGUGGAUGAUGAUGCUCCACAAUGAACGCAGAUUUUCCAAAUCCAAUGCAAGUCCCUCGACCACAGGUUCGCAGUCAUUUGACCAUCAAAGUGCAGUCCAAACUGAUGUCCAGGCCGUGUCCCCCUGUCUGUGGUCCAAAACCUCAAGUUGUCCCAAAGCCUCUCUAUGAGCCUCACACACAAGAGGAGCUCUGCCCCCCACAGAGCCUGAGUAACGGAGACCUGGCUCACUGUGAUGGGGAGACAGAAGAUUUGCAGGAAAUGGCUGAGGAGAAUCAGGACAAAGAGGAGAAAAGUGAGGCAGAGGACUGGGUUAAUGACAGUGGCACCGGACAUAAUGAUGAAGAGGAUAUAGCAGAAAGAGAAAUUCAGGAAGAAACAGAAAAAGAAGACAUAUUUGACAAUGAUGGCGAUAGCAUUGGCUCUCAGGACACAGUCAAAGCAGAUGAUGGUUCUCCUGAUGACACUACUGAGGAUGAAAACACUGACAAUAACUUGAACCAGCCUGAAGAUGGCAAUCACACUGAUGAUGAGAAUACAUCAACCCCUUCACUUCCUCCUGCUGAAAUGGAGGAUGAAACAGGAGAGGAGGCAGAAGAGGAGGAGCAGAGUUAUAGUGAAAACAUUGAAAUUGUUUGUGACUCUACAGGACACUCAGACAGACACUUAGAGGAACAAAAUCUUGAUCACAUCAGCCAGGGUGAUAAGGACAAUGACACUGGAAGUAAUGCAGUGGACAGUGAACAAACUGAGGACUGUGUGCACACAGAUGAGACUGAGCUGGAAGUUGGAGGAUUUGCAUUUAGAUUCAGCGUGCUUCCAACUGUAACUGAAGAGUAUCCCUACGAUGUGAUUGGCCCCACAGAUGAUGCUAGUGAUACAUGUGAGUCAUGUGACACAGCUGAAACAGGGGAAACAGGGGUAUGGCAACCAGAACGGGCCACCAAGGACCCCUCCGGCUGUUUUCGAUUCACAUCCAGCACUGAGGAUGUGUUUGGGCCUUAUGCAGUCAUUGAAGCUGUUCUGCCAGAUAUGACCAACACCGCUGACCCAGAGUGGAGUCAGGAUGAUCCGGAUGAGAAACCUUCAAAUGAACUGCAAUCAGUAGGUGCUUCUAACCAGGACCCUUACUAUGUGUCAUCAGAUGACGUGGACAAGCUAGAGGAUAAGCAAGCCCUGUCAGAACAGGGUGUGAUUGAAGAGGGCACAGAGGAGUCAAAUCACAAAGACAAAGCAAAAGACAGUGAGUCAACAGAUGAGUAUGCAGACAUUGAUGAUUCCCUAUGCCUUCAAGCAGAGGAUGAGCGGUUGGAGUGUGUCUCAUCGGAAGAUUACGUUGAGAUAGGCGAUGAUGAUGAAGAGGAAGAAACGGAAAAGAAACAUAUCAAAGGAAAAACUGCAAAAGAAAGAACUGCUAAACGAGAGCAGGCUUUCCUCAGCCAGCGAACAAGCUGCCAGCCUCGCCUCAGGUUGUGCAACAUCACAGUGCCAGCAGACCUAGAAGUAGGCCGCACCCCUGAGCUUACCAACAGGGUGGUGUUUGCCCACACCACUGAGGCCUUUGAAGAAGACAUUGAGGAACUAGACUGCCAUAUUGUGCCUUACUAUGAGGACACAGACUCGGACAGUGAAGAGCAUAUAUACGAAGAGGCAGGGUUUGACUCAGAAGGGGAGAACUUUGUGACACUUGAUCGUAAGACUAUUGUCACACGAUCACGCUCUUAUUCCGGGAAAGUUCCGGGUUAUGUCCCAGAAACUGUCCCAGAGGAGACAGGGACAGAGUACCAGACUCAUGACUACUGCACAGUGGCCUUAGAUAAAAACAAUGAACCACUAAGCCAUUUACAGCAGCCCGGGGUUAACUGUUUAAUCCCAUCUAUGAAGUCUCGCCGCUUCUUGUUUUAUUCCCGGUCUGCAGAGGGUCCAGAAUUGACAUUGACCACUCCCACAGAGAUCAACAACUCUCUGAAGGAUGACAUCCGGAUGAAGAGGAAAGAUGAUACCCUUUCACUCCCAUGUGUCAUAAGCUCUUCUGGAAGCUUCUCCCAGCGUAGCCAUCAAUCAUCCAGUGGGGUUUCCACACCAACCUCUCUGGUGGACAUUCCACCACCCUUUGAUCUGGCAUACAUCACUAAAAGACCAGUCACAAAGAGUUCCCCAUCCCUCCUGAUCCAGCAUGAACCCAAUGAAAUACCUAAAAAGAAGUCCUCCUUCAAGCGCUUCCUGGCUCUCAAGUUCAAGAGGAAGACAGAUUCGAAGGGUUUCAGUGAUGGAAGUGUCCGCUCUUCACGUUCUUCCUCGGAGUCCAGCCAUCACGGCCCAGCAAGAUUCAUAGAGCUUGAUCGUCGAAGCACUGGCAGCUCUCCUCAGCCUCAGUCCCAUAUUGUGAACCCCCAGCAGCGUCCUUUAGACCUGCCAUCCCCCUUUUUCCUCUACAAAGACCACCAGAGGAGAAAAGGUGACCUCAAAGCUUAUGGCAGGGGCGUCUCCAGAGUGGAGUCCUUUGAGGAGCGUUCUCGGCGCUCUGCCAUGCCACUGCCUUUGACCAAACCCCGCUCCAUCUCCUUCCCCAGUGCGGACACCUCAGACUAUGAAAACAUCCCAGCCAUGAGCUCAGACUAUGAGAACAUCCAGAUCCCAGGAAGACCCACCAGAUCCCACACUGUGACUGAGUUUUUUGAGGACCCAAAUCGCACUACAGUUGCCUGCAAUGAGAAUGAUGGCUAUGUGGAUAUGAAUAGUUUCCCUGGGAUUGACAGCAUAACCCAGACAUCGAAUGCAGACUCUGAAAGUGCCUACACAGAGCCUUUCCCAAUGAACCCCGUCUCUGCUAGGCUGUCAGCGGACGAGGACCACGGGCGUACUUCAGAGGAGGAAGAGGGGGUGGCUGAGCAGAAUUAUGAUCGACAGAUUGAUGGCCGAUCCCGAGCUUUCUACGUUGCCAAAGAGCUCGUCGACUCCGAGAGACUACACGUCAGUGCACUCAAGUACCUUCAAGAGGACUUUAGGUCAGCAGUGACAGAGGCAGUGGGUGAGGAAGGGGAGCCAGUGCUGGAUGUGCAGAGGUUAGAAGAAAUAUUGGGCGUGCUCCCCCAGGUCUACGCUCUCCACAGCAGCAUCCUCAUUGAGCUGGAGGAACGCAUAAGUCAGUGGGAGGAGAGCCAAAGGAUAGUAGAUGUGAUUCUGUCACGUCGGGAGGACUUUGGGGUGUUUGAAACCUUUAUCUCAGAGUAUGAUCGCAGCAUGUCCCUACUGGAGGGGAGUUGCAGUGACAACCAGGCCUUCGCCAAUAUUGUCAAGACAUUUGAGAGAAGAAGCCCAGAAGAAGCUGAAGUCCCACUGAAACACCAGCUGCUGCAGGUUAUAGCGAGAGUCCUUCAAUAUCGAAUGCUACUCACAGAUUACCUGAACAACCUCUCUCCUGAUUCUAAAGAAUACGAGGACACACAAGCUGCUUUGGUGAUGGUGUCCAACGUGGCAGACCAGGCCAAUGACAAUCUAAAACAGGGGGAGAACUUGCUGCGUCUGGUCCACAUAGAGUACAGUGUGAAGGGCAAGAAGGACCUCUUGAAGCCCGGAAGGAUGUUUGUCAAAGAGGGCACACUCAUGAAGGUCUCGAGGAAAAGCAGGCAGCCCCGACACCUGUUUCUGAUGAAUGACAUAAUGCUGUACACCUACCCUCAGCAGGAUGGAAAAUACAGGCUUAAGAACACACUUUCUCUCUCUGGGAUGAAGGUGAACAAACCUGUCUUAGACAACGUGUUGAACUGCCUUAGGAUUGAGGUGUCUGACAUCACUAUUACACUCUCAGCCAGUUCAGUUGGAGAGAGGGAGGACUGGUUCCACACAUUGAGUCGAGCCAUAGCAGACCAUGCUGCAGGACUCUGUACGUUUGGUGGUCCCUGCAGUGAGGCCCGUGAGAAAUUGUGGAUGGCCCUGGGUGAGGCUGCUCCUGUACUGGUGCCAGUUUCUCAUGUGAUGAUGUGCAUGAAUUGUACCUCUGACUUUAGCCUCACACUGAGACGACACCACUGCAACGCCUGUGGCAAGGUGGUGUGUCGUGCUUGUUCCAGGAACAGAUACCCACUGAAGUACCUCAAAGACAGGGUUGCCAAAGUGUGUGACCACUGCUAUGCCGAGCUCAGGAAAAAAGGUGCCAGCGUGUCGGGGGCAUGCGGUAACUCCAGCCCUCGGACUCACCGGGCCAGCCGUCCCCUCUCUGCUGUCUUCCAGAGCCUGCAGCCCCCGAGUUUGUGGAAGAGCAGGAAGAGCACCUCUCCACUCAACCAGGUGUCACUUACUGUGGAGGGCUCCACCAUGAGCGGCAGCCUGCAGCGCCGGAAGAAGAGCAAGAGGAAGUGGAAGCGACUAUGGUUCCUCCUCAAAGACAAGGUGCUCUACACCUUCACAGCCUGUGAGGAUAAAGUUGCUUCAGAGAGUCUACCUCUGCAGGGCUUCACCGUCAAGCUGACAGAGAGGCCAGAGGGGGAUGAAAGCAGCGACGUGUUCCAUCUAUACCACAAGAAAACCCUUUACUACACAUUCAGGGCUGAUGAUCCAAACACUGCUCGCAGAUGGGUCAAUGCCAUGGAGGAGGCUACUGUUUUAUAGCACCUGCUCAGUUAAAUGAACAGGCCCUGCUGUCUGUGACUGCUAGAACUCCUCCGUGGAGAACAACAAAGCUACCUGCUGCUUCUGAACUCAGACCAUCAGUAAGAAUUCAUCACAUCUGACCUGUUGUUGUGGAAUAUUGUGUGAAAAUGUAGUCCCCAGGGGGAUCUUAGACACGCCUGCCACCCAAUGGUAGGAAGGUAAAAGUGGGGGAUAUAGUGGGACACUAUAUGGAAGGGAGCAGUGGAAACCUCUUGUUGGAGUAUAUUCUAACAUAUGAAGACACUAUGGUUUCCAAUGCGCUGAUCCAGCCGAGUUCACAGAAGCCAUCACCUUUUAGGUGCAGCUUGGAUACAUCAAAUGCUUCAUCCAAAAGAACAUUUUAGUCCCUCUGUUUCACGUUUUUACAAGGACCCUCCCACAUACAAAACAAGUUCUCCAAGUCAACUCUUUUUUUCUGUCUUACCUGAGGUUCCACAGGAUUCCACUCUUUUUGUUCUGGAGGAGAACGUCACAUCCUU
Messenger RNA from Etheostoma spectabile (orangethroat darter), 5405 nucleotides. It is a transcript of the gene fgd5a, whose product is annotated as FYVE, RhoGEF and PH domain containing 5a. NCBI's taxonomy places the organism in Eukaryota, Metazoa, Chordata, Actinopteri, Perciformes, Percidae. Bases 295 to 4884 code for a protein of 1529 amino acids. The record is from RefSeq and is a predicted model, not a curated record. The transcript is spliced from 21 exons. Gene Ontology annotation, cellular component: cytoplasm. Gene Ontology annotation, molecular function: guanyl-nucleotide exchange factor activity; metal ion binding.